This is a messenger RNA of Grus americana (Whooping crane), 715 nucleotides long. Its product is annotated as basic helix-loop-helix transcription factor scleraxis-like. Lineage: Eukaryota; Metazoa; Chordata; Aves; Gruiformes; Gruidae. The record is from RefSeq and is a predicted model, not a curated record. Bases 185 to 655 code for a protein of 156 amino acids. Gene Ontology annotation, biological process: regulation of transcription by RNA polymerase II; developmental process. Gene Ontology annotation, molecular function: DNA-binding transcription factor activity, RNA polymerase II-specific; RNA polymerase II transcription regulatory region sequence-specific DNA binding; protein dimerization activity. The transcript has 2 exons.
CCCAGGGCCCCUCGCGUCCGCGGCGACAGGUGGCGGCGGCCCCCGGCUAAAAGCAGCAACCGCGCCAAGCACGACCCGCCGCGCCGCCGGCGGGACACGGGGCCGCGGCGGCCACCGAGAGCAGGGGCGAUGCGGCACCUGCCGCGCAUAAAAGUCAUGGGGCGGCGGGGCGGCGGCGGGCGCCAUGAAGGCCGGCGGGGGGGCGGCACAGCCGCGGGCGGCGGGCGGCGGGCGGCGGCGGCGGGCGCGGGGAGGCGGCGGGCGGCGGGCGGCGGCCAACGCCCGGGAGCGGGACCGCACGCACAGCGUCAACACAGCCUUCGGCGCCCUCCGCCGGCUCAUCCCCACCCGCCCGGCCGACCGCCGGCUCUCCAAGGUGGAGACGCUGCGCCUGGCCUCCAGCUACAUCUCGCACCUGGCCAACGUGCUGCUGCUGCAGCGGCGGCAGGCUGAGGGCACGGCCGCUGCCCAGCCCUGCCCGGAUCCCUGCCCGCAGCCCUGCCCGGACCGCUGCCCGCAGCCCUGCCCGCAGCCCUGCCCGCAGCCGGGCGCCGCCGCGCCGCGGUCCAUCUGCACCUUCUGCCUCAGCGACCAGCGGCAGCCGCACCGAGAAGGGGAGAAACCGCUGUCCGGUCCAGCGUUAAGCGGACACUGAAUGGGCUGAGAAUCUCGCGGAAACCUUGCACUGACUGUAAGACUGCUCUGGGUAACGUCG